Molecule: messenger RNA, 3823 nt
Organism: Phymastichus coffea
Lineage: Eukaryota; Metazoa; Arthropoda; Insecta; Hymenoptera; Eulophidae
Gene: Rlip
Product: ralA-binding protein 1
Exons: 11
Coding region: 489-2384 (631 amino acids)
Biological process (GO): small GTPase-mediated signal transduction
Molecular function (GO): small GTPase binding; GTPase activator activity
Source: RefSeq, a predicted model, not a curated record
GCUGAUUAUUAGUGAUUAUUGCAUCUUUCUGUGUAUUUCUUUCCAUGUUCAUUGUCUAUAAUAAAUAGAAGAAAGACAUUUAAAAUAGACAACUGUCUCCGUGAUUUUUGAAUAAUUGUUAUUAGGUUGUGACUUUGUAAUGUGAAUGUGAUUGAUGCGCGGGCACGUUUAGACUACGACUACGACGAAUUCUACAAUUAACAAUCUUAGCGGAAAAGUUUCUGUCAUUGUAAAUAGCAGAAAAUUUUCGUGCUUAAUAAACGUCUAUCCAUGUUCUAGAGUAACGUAAAGGAAAUUUUAAAAAACAAACAAGACUAAUGGAUUUUGAAAGCCCCGACGUUGAGAAAGAAUUUCCAGGACUUUAUGCCUCGGAUGCUGCCAAGAAAAGCGAAAGUGACUUUUCAUUAGGUUAGGUUUGAUUAAAGAACGAUUCCCCCCUUUUCCACUGUAUAUUUCUCAUCAUUUACAGUAUAUAUUGUAUUAACAAAAUGCAUGUUAGUGAUGAUGGAGCACAUGAUAAACAUUCAAAAAAAGAAUUAUUAGGUAGCAGCAAAAAAAAGGAUAAGAAAGAUAAGAAAGAUAGAGGGUAUGCAACAUUGGAAGGAGAGAGCUCAGCAGAUGAAGAAGAAACAAAAAGUCCUUCAAAAUCCAAAUCCAAAACAAAGACUUUCAAAUUUCCUAGUAAAAGUAGAGAAAAGAGAGAAAAAUCUAGAGAAAAAGAUGUUAAAGAGAAAGACUCUGAUAAAGAUAAGAAAAAGAAGGAUAAGGAAACAGAUAAAGAGAUUGACAAAGAAAAGCGUAAAGAGAAAGACAGAGUGAAACAAAAGUAUAAAGAUCGUAAAAAAGCCAAACAUGGUGAUGACGCUGCUGAUAUUGGAGAAGAGGAGCCAAUUUUUGGAGUGAGUUUGAAUUUAGCUGUUGAAAGAAGUCGUUGUCACGAUGGCACAGAAUUGCCUCUUGUUGUUAGAGAUUGUAUAGAUUAUUUGGAAGAAUAUGGUAUGUCUACAGAAGGAUUGUACAAAAUACCUGGAAAUAAGUCUAAAGUGCAACAUUUAAAAAAACUAUACAAUCAACGAGAAACCAUAAAUAUGUCAGAGUUUGAACCAACAGUUGCAACUAGUUUAUUGCUACUUUUCAUCAAAGAAUUACCUGAACCAGUUUUAGAAAGUAGCGAAUUGAUAUCUCGAUUUGAACAAGCAGCAUCAACAAAAGAACUUGCUCAGAGGGAAUGUCAACUUGCAGAAUUAGCUAGUCAACAAUUGGCUGAAUGUAACAGGGUACUUUUAGCCUGGAUUACGUUACAUUUAGAUCAUGUGACUGCCUGUGAAAAAACAACGAAAAUGAACGCACAAACUGUUGCAAUGACUCUAAGCCCAGCAUUACAGAUGAGCCACAGGCUUUUAUUAGCUUUACUGUUCCACUGUAAAGCCUUAUUCCCGAGAGUGCGCCUGACAAAGUACAUUCCACCGCUACCAACUGGUAGCACUAAUUUGCCAGAAACGGCUCAAGGCAUAGCCGCGGAAUUGUCAAAGCAAGAAUCUCUUCUGGCACAGAUUCAUAUGCUUAUGAACGCGGGUUAUGUCAAUAAAUCUCGCGAAGAACAAUUAUGGGAGGUGCAACGAAUGAUCACGCAAUUGAAGAGAAAGUACAAAUCAGUUCAAAAGCUGGAAGGUUCGACACAGAAGAGUUUAGACGAGGAUGCAAUCAAACAGCAGCAGCAGCACGAAGAAAGUAAAUCAAACUCAUCCGACAAUCAGUCAAAGAUAGUAGCGAGCUCCGAAGACGACAACGAUCGUCUGAAAGUAUCUGACGUUCCGAGAAAUGAUGCGAAUCGCAGAAGAAGAUCCGCUGAAGGUGCUAUUCACCCAGCAGUGACGCCGUCGGAGACAGAUGCAAAAUUAUCGGUAGAUAACGUCGAUAGUAAGACCGAGGUACCAUUAAAUUUGACGUCGGAUAAAGUUACUGAAGAAGAAGCUGGAAUAUUACAAAAGCCAGCAAAAGCGGAGGAACCAGCCGAGAACGAAGUGGAUAGGCUGCGCGAAAGACUGAUACACGAGGAGCUACUAAACAUGCAAGCUUUGUUAAAAACUCGUAUAUCUCAGGAGCGACACGAGAUUGAAAGACUGCACGAGCUAUUGGCGGAACGCAUUGGCUCGGGAAACGCGAAGCUGCCGAGCGUUGACCGAACUCAUAGUCCUAGCGAGGCCGAGAUGACGGCUAUGAUUCAGUUGGUUAAUGAAAAUCAGUUAUUGGAGAAGAAAAUGACUACUCUGAUUCGCAGCAUCGUUGAGGAAAAAGACACGUGCGUAGAGCUGAGAGUGCAGUUAGCUCUGCGCCACCAGCUGAUAGCAGCCGAAAAGAACAACGUCGUUAAGCAGCUGUAACUUCGAUUAAUUAUUUAUAUAUGAUUUCUCCUUCGCUUUAUCUGUUCAAUGACUAGCAAUUUUGCUAAAGUACGUCAGCUUCAACUCGAACUUUAUGUCAGAUGUACACGCGCGCAAUGUUACUCCAAAUUUAUAUAUUUGCUCACGAUUGAUUCGCAGUAGCUGUAACAGAAACAAACUUUAAUUAAAUGUUUGUCAGGAUCGUUCGCUCGAAUAUGAGAACUUGAACUUACUGAACUGUUUAUACUCUUGAGGAAGAUUGUUAACUUCAUAUUUUUUCUUAAGUAAAGUCAAAGGCGCUAGAGUAUGGUAUUGAAAUCCUGAGACGCAUCAGUCCACUAGUUUUAUUAAAGUUAUCAAUCGGACUUGAAUAAAUCAAGACGAAAUGAAUAUUGUAAAUAAAUAUUUUCACAAAAACUAACAAGUUCGAGCUUUAUUGAAUGAAUUAUUGUUAAGAGUUUUAGCUGACGGGAAUUAAUAUUUUGAUGAUUAUAGAAUACCAAGUUCGUGAAGUAAGAUUUGUGCGUAUUGAAAGACCUUCAUUUUCUUUGGCGUUACAUACCCUUACACUUUACAUGCAAAAGUAUGUGUGUGUAUGUGCGUGAGCGCGCGCGCGCGCGCGUGUGUGUGUGUGUGUGUGUGUGUGUGUGUGUGUGUGUGUGUGUGUGUGUGUGUGUGACAUGAGCUUUUUAUUGUCGGAAGGAGCAGCACGCGAAUUGGCGAGAAUGAAUGCAUACCAGUCUUUUACUACUGCUACAUAAGUGUCCAUCAGCGAGGACUGCUACUCCAGAGCGUGCCGCACAAGCGGCGAUCGGUUCAUUUCGAGGGAGAGCAGUUUGUGGCGCGAUCGACUCACAUGCUUUCCCGUGCCGGCUGCAUUCAGGUACCGUUUAACCCUACUCGCAAAGGGGCUCGUUGAGCGGUCAAAGCUUUUCUGCCUUGGUCUUAUAUUCGAGCUCAAUUCGCUCCCAGCACUUGGAUAGUCUCUUUCUCUCUCGACUCACCGAAUAUUUUGAUCAUCGACGCAGCAACGUUUACCACAAGUACGCGUCAUCAUCUUGCAAAGCAUUAUUUCCGCUGUGAAGCAAUUGAUAGAUUUGACGAUCAUCGACAGAUCAGGUAUGAUACUAGAGGCCGAGGACCUUCAGCGAUGUCGACAUUUGUAAUGAAUACAAGCUUGCCGUCUUGGUGCCUCGUUACCACUUACCAAUGUUAUCGCAAUUGGCCCAUCGCUUUUUCAGACUCCAGCAGCUAGACAGCGCCUGGGCAUGAUAUCGUUACUUUGUCGAAACGAUGCAUUGAUAGGGCCACACGUUAGAUCGUAAACUCGUAGUCGAGGCUAUGUUUUGUGGCAGCGAUUUUGUCUACAGCUCUGGCCAGUCCCCCUGAAUGCGACCCGCCGCCAAUUCUGUCUCGCAAUUACGUUUCGCUACCUAGUG